Messenger RNA from Sphenostylis stenocarpa, 1299 nucleotides. Lineage: Eukaryota; Viridiplantae; Streptophyta; Magnoliopsida; Fabales; Fabaceae. The record is from the annotation of a GenBank genome assembly.
AUGAGGAGAAAUGCUGGUUCUCUUUCAGGAAGGAUGUUCAGUGACAGGAAGUGGGUUCUCCCUUUUUUUGCAAGUUUGAUUAUAUCUAUGAGUCUGGUUCUGACGGCUAUUAUUGGGGUACUUAGUUCUGAUGGUGGGGGAGAGCAGUCGCCGUUUGAAAUCAUUUCCUUCAAGAGACCAGAGAAUUCCAAUGGAUAUUUUGUGGAAUCAGAUAUAGAAAGGUCUUUUAAUGUUAGUAUGGUGAAAAGGGAGUCACCAAGGUUUGCCUACCUUAUAUCAGGCACCAAGGGUGAUAGUCAUAGGAUGAUGAGGACAUUAGAGGCAGUGUACCACCCAAGGAAUCAAUACAUCUUGCAUUUAGAUCUUGAGGCGCCACCCCGGGAAAGGUUGGAAUUGGCAAAUGCAGUGAAAGCUGAUCCAAUUUUUCGUGAGGUGGAGAAUGUGCGUGUUAUGUCUCAAUCCAAUUUGGUAACUUAUAAGGGUCCUACGAUGAUUGCCUGUACACUCCAAGCUAUUGCUAUAUUAUUGAAGGAAAGUUCAGAGUGGGACUGGUUUAUUAACCUCAGUGCUUCAGAUUAUCCUCUUAUGACACAGGAUGAUUUGCUUCAUGUUUUCUCGAAUCUGUCAAGAAAUCUCAAUUUCAUUGAGCAUACACUCAUUGCUGGUUGGAAACUGAACCAAAGAGCAAGACCCAUCAUUAUUGAUCCUGCCCUUUACUUAUCUAAGAAAUCUGAUUUAGCAUUGACUACUCAACGAAGAACCCUUCCCACAUCUUUUAAACUGUUUACUGGUUCUGCUUGGGUUGUACUGACUCGGUCCUUUGUGGAGUACUGUAUAUGGGGAUGGGAUAACUUUCCACGGACUAUGCUAAUGUACUACACAAAUUUUGUGUCCUCGCCAGAGGGAUACUUUCACACUGUCAUCUGUAACACUGAGGAAUUCCGUCACACGGCAAUAAGCCAUGAUCUUCACUACAUUGCUUGGGACACUCCUCCAAAGCAGCAUCCCAUCUCUUUAACUAUGAAGGACUUUGACAAAAUGGUUAAAAGCAACGCACUGUUUGCACGCAAAUUUGCUAAGGAUGAUCCAGUGCUAGACAAGAUUGACAAAGAACUUUUGGGGCGUACACACAGAUUUUCACCUGGGGCAUGGUGUGUUGGGACCUCAGAUGGUGGGGCUGACCCUUGUUCUGUUCGUGGUAAUGAUACAAUGUUUAGGCCAGGCCCUGGUGCUGAUAGGCUAAGUGAACUACUUCAGGUGCUGUUAUCUAAAGAAUCUCUUAGCAAGCAGUGUUUGUGA